Messenger RNA from Quercus robur (English oak), 1569 nucleotides. Its product is annotated as probable sugar phosphate/phosphate translocator At4g32390. The coding region runs from base 264 to 1304 and encodes 346 amino acids. Gene Ontology annotation, molecular function: antiporter activity. NCBI's taxonomy places the organism in Eukaryota, Viridiplantae, Streptophyta, Magnoliopsida, Fagales, Fagaceae. The record is from RefSeq and is a predicted model, not a curated record. The transcript has a single exon. Gene Ontology annotation, cellular component: Golgi apparatus; trans-Golgi network; endosome.
AACUGUUACUCCUUACUCCUCUCUCCUUCACACCUCUUUCUUCUCCCAACAAGUCUUCUCUGAUCUCAUCUCGUUCAAAGUCUUCACCCCUACAAAGACACAAACCUAACCCAAAUCUCUCAAAUCUCCACAAACCAUCUUAAAAAGCAAACCUUAACCCUUCACCCCCCACCCCCACAUCCCCAAACCUCAAAAUUUUCUCAAUUUUCAGGUAAGGGUUUCCCAUUUUUCCCAAAUCUUACAAAACUCAAACACAAAAAAAAAUGGCACUUUCCGAAAGUGUUGUGAAAAAGGUCCUUCUCUCCUACACCUACGUAGCAAUCUGGAUCUUCCUCAGCUUCUCCGUCAUCGUGUACAACAAGUACAUCCUCGACCGCAAGCUCUACAACUGGCCAUUCCCGAUCUCACUCACCAUGAUCCACAUGUCCUUCUGUUCCUUCCUCGCCUACCUUCUCGUCAAAGUUUUCAAGGUCGUGGAACUCCCAUCCACCAUGACUCGUGACCUUUACCUCAAAUCUGUGGUACCCAUUGGAGCUCUCUACUCCCUUUCCCUCUGGUUCUCCAACUCCACCUACAUCUACCUCUCCGUCUCCUUCAUCCAAAUGCUCAAGGCUCUCAUGCCCGUCGCGGUUUACUCCAUCGGGGUUUUGUUCAAAAAGGACUCUUUCAAAUCCGACACCAUGGUCAACAUGCUCUCGAUCAGUGUCGGUGUCGCAAUCGCGGCUUAUGGGGAGGCAAAGUUCGAUUCUUUUGGGGUCAUGUUGCAGCUGUUGGCUGUGGCUUUUGAGGCCACCCGUUUGGUGAUGAUCCAGAUUUUGUUGAAUUCCAGAGGUAUUAGUUUGAACCCCAUCACUUCGCUUUACUAUGUUGCGCCUUGUUGUCUUGUUUUCUUGUGUUUCCCUUGGGUGGUUAUGGAGUACCCUUUGUUGAGAGACACCUCGAGUUUCCAUCUCGAUUUUGUUAUCUUCGGGACAAAUUCGCUCUGCGCUUUUGCUCUGAAUUUGGCUGUGUUUUUGCUGGUGGGGAAGACUUCGGCUUUGACAAUGAAUGUGGCCGGUGUUGUUAAGGACUGGCUGUUGAUCGCUUUCUCUUGGUCGGUGAUUAAGGACACUGUGACCCCUAUUAAUUUGUUUGGGUAUGGAUUGGCAUUUCUGGGUGUGGCGUAUUACAAUCAUUCCAAGUUGCAGGCUCUUAAGGCGGCCGAGGCGCAGAAAAAGGUGCAACAGGCUGAUGAGGAGGCCGGCAGAUUGUUGGAGGAGAAAGAAGGGGAAGGAACUGGAAAGAAGACUGAAACACAAGAUUGAUUCUUAUUUGUUUUAUUUUGUUUGCUUAGAAGGAAGGAAAGGAAAGGGCGAUUGGAUUGGGAUCAAAGAGAUCGAGAAAAUUGAGUGUGGUGAGACUUGAGAGGCAGUUUUUGUUUAUUGGAUAUGUGUUAUUAGGCUUAUUCUGAACUAUUUAUUUAUGUUCUAUGUCUAUUUCUUUUUGCACUCAUUUUAGUUUUAGUAGGGGUUACUACGUGUUAUUGGGAUUUCAGAGUUAAUUUAUGUUACCUAUAGUGCCUUAUGGAUA